This is a messenger RNA of Drosophila mauritiana, 1221 nucleotides long. RefSeq lists its product as uncharacterized. The record is from RefSeq and is a predicted model, not a curated record. The transcript is spliced from 3 exons. The coding region runs from base 37 to 1152 and encodes 371 amino acids. Gene Ontology annotation, molecular function: DNA binding. NCBI's taxonomy places the organism in Eukaryota, Metazoa, Arthropoda, Insecta, Diptera, Drosophilidae. Gene Ontology annotation, cellular component: nuclear body. Gene Ontology annotation, biological process: positive regulation of DNA-templated transcription.
AUCUCUAGGCACGUUUUGUUUAUACUUUUCGAGCGUAUGGACGAAAUGAUUGAGGCCCGCACGAUGCAGGACGUAUCAAAAUUCGAAUCCAACCAGGUGAUCUCGGCGAAGGUACUCCGCGGCGAGUACCGACUACUGCGACGCAAGCAGCGCGGCUCCGUAUGGAAGGUGUAUCGGGAAAUCGUGCGCACCGAUGGUGCCAUAAUCAAUGGACUCUACUUCUGCACGGGCUGCAAGCGCGUCAUGCGAUCCUUCAACACGUCCAAUCUGCGCACCCAUAAGUGCCAUGUAGACUACCUGCGCACCGAGGAACUUUGCGAGGAGGGUAUCGCGGAAAUCCAUCCACCUCAGCUAGACGAUUCGUUGGAGCGCCGCCUUAGCUGGAACUCCUUUCAGCCAUCGGAGUGGUCCUUCCACGCGGUCGAACUGCUCCUCGAGCUCUGGGCACGUCACUGCGUCGAUUUGAGGGACUCACGCAAGCGGGUCAAGAUUAUCUGGAAAAUGACCGGCGAAAUGAAAUCACUGGGAUUCACGUUCACGGAGAUCAAGAACAAAAUUGAUGACAUGGGCCAACAGUAUCGUCGUGAAUCGCACAUGGAAAAGACAACUGGACACAAAUCCGAGUGGGAAUACUUCGAGACCCUAAAGAUGAUAUUUAGUUCCGAUCGUAACAUAAUUGACAACAUGCCUCUGGAUAAGUCUGGAAGUGUACCCAAUACGAACAGCGUACACAAUUCAUUUGGCAGUCAACUUGACGAACCAUUGAUGGAUACAAACUACCUAAGGUCGCAAAAAGAACACCCUGGAGAAGGGGAUAGCUUCGAUAUAAACGAAUAUGCGGAGGAAGCACAAGAAGACGUGGAUGAACUGCGUAUUCUGAAGGAUAACAUAAUCAGGGAAAUCGAAGAGUCUUCCACAGUUCAUUCCCAGGAGAACUAUGAAGACGAGCUUGAUCAACAGAAUUCCAAGACCGAGGAAAUGAAAAUGGCUAAGCGCCAAAGAGCCGCCAGAAUAAUGGAAAUUGAGGAGGAAAAGCUGGUCAUAGAGAAGAAGAAAUGCAAACUGAUGAAGUUUUUCGUGCGAGAGAUGUCGUCGUUUCAUAAGGACUUCAUGGAUCUUCUAUCUAAUCCCAAAGGCGGCGCACAUGCAUAAAUACCUGUUCGAAAUUUGAGUGAUUGCACAAUAAAGUUCAUUUUGAAUUUCCACCAUUAUUACCGUAAA